CUCCAACGGGCCCAAUCCAUUCACAUUGGCACAUCCGCCGCACUCAGCAUAUUUAUCUCGGGGUGACCGAGCACAGACGGACAGAGAGAGCGCAAACAAAAACAAAGAAUUGAAAGGCUAUGAGCCGUUACGAAGGCUUCGGCGUGGUAAUCAACCCCGACGGAACAAUGACCCGCCGCCGCCUGCCGAUCGAUUCCAGAUCCGAACCCUGCCCCGAUCCGACCCAGUCAGUUCCAGUCCUCUCCAAGGACGUUCCCAUCAAUCAAUCCAAAAACACCUCCAUCCGCCUCUUCUUGCCCAAGCAAGCAGCAAUCAAUUCUUCCCCUCCGGCCAAAUUGCCGCUCCUGAUCUACUUCCACGGCGGCGGAUUCGUCCUCUGCAACCCGGCCUCAACCGUCUUCCACGACUACUGCUCAAACGCCGCCCUCCAGCUCCCCGCCGUCGUCGCCUCCGUCGGCUACCGCCUCGCCCCGGAGCACCGCCUCCCCGCCGCCUACGACGACUGCGAGGAGGCCCUGCGCUGGCUUGCUUCCAUCGCCGGCAAAGAGGACCCCUGGCUGAGAGACCACGCCGAUUACGGAAACUGCUUCCUGAUGGGAAACAGCGCCGGCGGAAACAUAGCCUACCACGUCGCCCUCCGCGCCGCCAACGAGAUCGCUGCUGGUCAAUUGAAGAUCCGAGGGGUGAUACUGCACCACGCUUUCUUCGGCGGGGUGGAGAGGACCGGAUCUGAGGAGCGGCUGGCGGUCAACCCCAUGCUGCCGCUGGAGUCGGCGGACAUGGCGUGGGAGAUGUGUUUGCCGGUCGGGGCUGACCGUGACCACGAGUACUGCAACCCGAUGGCCGGCGGCGGGUCGGAGAUGCUGGAGAAGCUGAGGGCCGUCGGAUGCAUAGUGGCGGUGAUCGCCUACGAAGGGGAUCCGCUGGUUGACCGGUCAAAGGAAGUGGUGAGGAUGAUGGAAGAUAAGGGGAUAGACGUGGUGGCCCACUUCGAGAGCGGUGGGUCCCAUGGGCUGGAAAUUAUGGACGCCGAGAAAGGGAAGGAGUUCAACGGCGGCCUGUUGAAGAAAUUUGUGCAGUCUUGUUUGGCUGCUUAAAAGAAUUUUGUUCCCGCUAUUUUUCCUGAAGCAUUUUUUUUUUUUACCAGAGAUAUUCUGGAAUAAUUUCCUGAAGCACAUUGGGACUGAAAUUUGUAGAUUUGGAUUGAACUUACUAAUAAAUGCUUAUUACUUGU
Messenger RNA from Linum trigynum, 1234 nucleotides. NCBI's taxonomy places the organism in Eukaryota, Viridiplantae, Streptophyta, Magnoliopsida, Malpighiales, Linaceae. The record is from the annotation of a GenBank genome assembly.